Molecule: messenger RNA, 1721 nt
Organism: Nelumbo nucifera (sacred lotus)
Lineage: Eukaryota; Viridiplantae; Streptophyta; Magnoliopsida; Proteales; Nelumbonaceae
Product: lysM domain-containing GPI-anchored protein 1
Source: RefSeq, a predicted model, not a curated record
UAUAGGAUGUGCGUGUGAGGCGCCAGGUGUGAGGAUCAGAAUCGAUCUCCCUUUUCCUCGCCUUUAGCUUCUCUCACUCUUCUUGAAGUUCCUUCUCCUCUUCUACUUUACUAUUCUCCGCCUCCUAAGAGUUGUGACCUGUGAGAGAGCAGGCGAAGCAAGCAAAACCAGUAAAACCCAGAACCUCAAACCCUUGAAAACCCCAUUCAAAUGCCGAAACAGACAAAUCCAUUUCCCUUCUUCAGCUUCUUCUUCUUGGUUCUGACGUCGCAUGUGGCUGUUGUUACCUCCAAAUCAACAAUCGAGCCAUGCUCCAACUCGAAUUCCUGCAAUGCCCUCGUGGGGUACACCCUCUACACUGACCUCAAGGUCUCCGAGGUCGCCACUCUUUUCCAGGUCGACCCAAUCGCUCUCCUGCUCGCCAAUGCCAUCGACAUCUCCUACCCCGACGUCGAGAACCACAUUCUUCCGGCUCGGCUCUUCCUCAAAGUGCCGGUGAUUUGCUCUUGCGUCGAUGGUAUCCGCAAAUCCGUGGCAACCCGUUACAAGACUCGGCCUUCCGACACCCUUGCCAACAUUGCUGACAACAUCUACUCUGGCCUCGUCUCUGCCGAUCAGCUCAGAGAUGCUAAUUCGAUAGCCGAUCCGUCGGUGCUUGAUGUUGGACUAUCUCUUGCUGUUCCCCUUCCUUGUACUUGCUUCAAUGGGACGGAUAACUCUCUUCCUGCGGUUUUUCUUUCUUACGUUGUGGGGCCUCUGGAUACAUUGGCGGGAAUAGCUGCAAGUUAUUCGACGACGAUAACGGAUAUCAUGAAUGUGAAUGCUAUGGGCAAUCCAUCAAUAAAAGCUGGUGAUAUUAUUUCCGUUCCAUUGCCCGCAUGUGCUUCCAAUUUCCCAAGAUAUUCGGCGGAUUUUGGGUUGAUUGUUCCAAAUGGGAGUUAUGCCAUCACUGCAAGUCACUGCGUACAAUGCAGUUGUGGGCCAGGGAAUCUCAAUUUAUACUGCACACCGGCUUCUUUGGCGGUUUCUUGUUCGAGCAUGCAAUGCAGAAACAGUAACCUCAUGCUCGGGAACGUGACCGUGCAGUCCAGCAGUGCAGGUUGCAAUGUUACUUCUUGUAGUUAUGGUGGUUUUGUAAAUGGCACCAUUGUCACAACGUUGUCAGUGUCUCUUCAACCUCGAUGCCCAGGGGUUCAUCAAUUUCCUCCACUGGUAGCUCCACCUACCUCUGCGAUUGGUGGUUCCUUAUUUGCUCCAGCAUCUGCACCUGCACCUACUGAAGCAGGUGGUGUGGGGCCAACUACACCUAAGACUUCUGUGCUACCAGGAGUUAGCUCCCUUCCUGGCUUUCCUCCAGCAAAUGCCCCUGCUGGAAGUACUUCAGAUGCACCUCUGUUGAUAAGACCAUUAUCAAGUUUUACUACAUCAACUGUUCUAUAUAUAUUAAUGAGCCUGAUUUUGUUGGUUGUCUUGUAAUUUGUGCCCUCAUCAGCUGGCUACUGGCACAUGGGUUUUGUUCCAGCCUCAGUUGCUUUGUUUUUAGCCAGGUCGACUGUUGUAUUUUACUGUUCAAUUUUUGCCUUGAUAGACUGAUUUCUGGACGUUUGAACAGGAAUUUUGUAGUUAUUUUCCUUGAUAUUUUAUCAAAUUUGGGCAUUUUCCAAUAUGUAAUUUAUUUUCAUGAAUCAUUCAGAGUUUCAAAGCAGUCUUCAUUCUAUUCC